Xiphophorus couchianus (Monterrey platyfish) is the source of this 2063-nucleotide messenger RNA. RefSeq lists its product as uncharacterized. The transcript has 2 exons. The coding region runs from base 978 to 1892 and encodes 304 amino acids. The record is from RefSeq and is a predicted model, not a curated record. Lineage: Eukaryota; Metazoa; Chordata; Actinopteri; Cyprinodontiformes; Poeciliidae.
GAAUAAAUGUAAGAAAUGAAGGAAUUCCUGGUCGGGUUGGAUCUUUGGACCGCAGUCCAUAAUAACUACUACGGAGAAAAACAGAUGAGUUCAUCAGCUUGGGAUCCGGAGUAUCUGCUGGAUAUUAAUUAAAUGCGACUGUUGGAGCUAUUUAUUCUUUAUUUCUUUAUCCAUUUGAAUUUUGUUAGUUUAUUCUUACAUUUCUAGUUUUUGUAUUAUUUACAGAGUUUAUUUGCAGGUUAAUAAUUGUUGAUUCUAUUUAUCUUUUGUUUUAUUAUUUGUUAUUUAUUCGUUUUCUAAAGACAGGAAGUGAGGUGGAUCAAUCCACUUUCUAUAAGCAGCAUGAAAACAAGACAAAGUUUGAACUCUGUAAUUGUUUAGCUGAAACAAAAUAAAUCAUCCAGAACAACAAGACAAGUUUGGACAGUGAACCUUCUUUUGCCUGCAUAUGGAAAACUUGACCCCAGUGCCUUAUAGUGGCUUCAUGGAACAGGAUGUUUGGUUUGGCCCACAAUGGCCACUACAGCAAGUAAAAACCUCCGCAUGGAUCAAGUAAGGAACCAACUCGUGGACUAAAAGGAAUAAUCCCUCAUCAAUGGACAUGUUGGGUGUAUGGAUCUCAAGGAUUACCGUCAAACAAAAGGUUUUGGAUCGUGUUGAAAUCAAGCAUCGGGCCUGGAUCGACACGUCACUCAUUCAUCAAACUGGUACGUGGCAAUAUUGUUCAAGCCGUAAAGGAAAACGAUGAAACUACUGGAGUUUAAAGACAUUAUUUCACUGCAAAGACUGAUGAGAUGAUUUGAUGUGACAACUUGAAGCUUAAUUGGAUAAAGACGUGUGCCGACGCCCAUCAUGGAAAUGUUUGUUCACACGAAUCAACCUCUUAAACAAAGAGACACGUUUGUGAUUUGUCCUGUGGAUUCCUUGUGGAUUAUGCUGCUUUUAAAUGUUUGAAAUAAUUCAAAGAAUCGCUAAAAAUGUCUGAUGUAAAGAGCAAAGAGGAUGACACUCAGAUGUCGCAAGAGAAACGAAACAUCAAAUUCACGCCAAAGGGUUUGGAGUUUUACAUAAAAACAUGUCAAGAAAAACGAAGUUUAAAGUGUAAACAAGCUUCAAAAUUAGUGGAGAAAAUUUCCGCAUUAAUGACGUCACAAGAAAAUGUUAAGAAAGUGUCUUCUGACUUUGUCAAGUUUAUUAAAUGCUAUCAAGAUGCAACCGAUUUACAUGAAUCCGUUUUAAGCUUGCCAUUACCAGAAGAAGAAGUGAAAAGGCAAUCUGUGUAUUUUCAGUCCAAGGUGACGACAUUCUCUGAUUUUAUGGACAAUAUAAAGGUUUGGUUGCAUGAAGCAGGAGAUUCAUAUACUGAACAGAAAAAUAAUGUUGAUGAUGAUCAGGUUGCAGAUCUGGAUGAAAUAAAUCCUGAAGACAGUGUCUCUAAUAUUUCAAGUGUAAAGCCACGUUCAAAAACAUCUUCACAGCAGUCUUGGACUUCAUCUACCUCUUCUGCUCGCAUUAAAGCUGCGGCUGAAAAGGCAGCGUUCAUGGAGAGAUUGGCCGCGUUGGACAAAAGACAUCUGAUCCAAGCUCAAGAGGAAAAACUGAGAAAAGAAAAGGAAAAAUUAGACUUGGAAACAGAGUUGGCAGCAACUAAUGCAAAACUUAAUGUUUUGAACAUAAACUCAGUUGCUGGUUCUCAACGAUCCGAUGGAAUGAACUCUUAUUUUGAAAGAGCCCAAGUAAAGGACACACCUCUGCUAAAUCCUGGCGCUGAUGAGUUUGUUCCGAAAGAAAGAACAAAUUUUUCAUCUGACUCUCCUGUCGUCAGACCUAAACAGAGGCAGAAACAACUUCAAAUGGAUCAGAUGUGCACAACAACAGAAAUUUACAACUGAAAUGCCUUUCUGAGUAUUUACCUUUGAUGCAGGAAAGACAAAAAUGGACAAGAACUAAAAGAUGUCUCACUCCUUAGACUUAGACUUAGACUGACUUUAUUGUCAUUUUGCAUGCACAGGGUGAAUACAGAGCGAGAUUUCGUUGCAUACGGCUCAGGACAAUGUUUUGAG